UGAGGAGCACAUUGGAGUUUCCACAAGGCUCCAGUCCUCCACCCCUUGCGCUGCCGCCAAAACCCUCAGAAGCAUCAUGACCUGCGGAUCAGGAUUCACAGGCCGCACUUUCAGCUGCGUCUCCGCCUGCGGGCCCCGGCCCGGCCGCUGCUGCAUCACUGCCGCCCCCUACCGCGGCAUCUCCUGCUACCGCGGCCUCACCGGGGGCUUCGGCAGCCUCAGCGUUUGCGGAGGCUUCCGCGCCGGCUCCUGCGGUCGCAGCUUCGGAUACCGCUCUGGCGGCGUGUGUGGACCCAGCCCGCCCUGCAUCACCACCGUGUCUGUCAACGAGAGCCUCCUGGCACCCCUCAACCUGGAGGUCGACCCCAAUGUGCAGUGCGUGAAGCAGGAGGAGAAGGAGCAGAUCAAGUGCCUCAACAGCAGGUUCGCUGCCUUCAUUGACAAGGUGCGCUUCCUGGAGCAGCAGAACAAGCUGCUGGAGACCAAGCUGCAGUUCUACCAGAACCGCGAGUGCUGCCAGAGCAACCUGGAGCCGCUGUUCGACGGCUACAUCCAGACGCUGCGGCGGGAGGCCGAGUGCGUGGAGGCCGACAGCGGGAGGCUGGCCUCGGAGCUCAACCACGUGCAGGAGGUGCUGGAGGGCUACAGGAAGAAGUACGAGGAGGAAGUUUCUCUGAGAGCAACAGCCGAGAAUGAGUUCGUGGCUCUGAAGAAGGAUGUGGACUGCGCCUACCUCCGCAAGUCAGACCUGGAGGCCAACUCAGAGGCCUUGAUCCAGGAGAUUGACUUCCUGCGGCGACUCUAUGAGGAGGAGAUCCACGUUCUCCAAGCCAACAUCUCAGACACCUCGGUCAUCGUCAAGAUGGACAACAGCCGGGACCUGAACUUGGACUGCAUCGUCGCUGAGAUCAAGGAGCAGUACGAUGACAUUGUCAGACGCAGCCGGGCUGAGGCUGAGUCCUGGUACCGCAGCAAAUGUGAGGAGAUCAAGGCCACGGUGAUCCGGCAAGGGGAGACCCUGCGCCGCACUAAGGAGGAGAUCAAUGAGCUGAACCGCAUGAUCCAGAGGCUGACAGCCGAGGUGGAGAACGCCAAGUGCCAGGUAGGGGUCAUCUCUCCCCAAGACCAGGGGGGCUGGGGGCAGUUUGCACCCAAAUGGAUCUCACCAUUCAUUCUCCCGUCUAUUUGCAUGACCAGAGUCUUGGUUGUGAUCACU
Vicugna pacos (alpaca) is the source of this 1216-nucleotide messenger RNA. The record is from RefSeq and is a predicted model, not a curated record. Lineage: Eukaryota; Metazoa; Chordata; Mammalia; Artiodactyla; Camelidae.